Molecule: messenger RNA, 1042 nt
Organism: Meira miltonrushii
Lineage: Eukaryota; Fungi; Basidiomycota; Exobasidiomycetes; Exobasidiales; Brachybasidiaceae
Exons: 1
Coding region: 77-895 (272 amino acids)
Biological process (GO): negative regulation of transcription by RNA polymerase II; rRNA processing
Cellular component (GO): nucleolus
Molecular function (GO): DNA binding
Source: RefSeq, a predicted model, not a curated record
CAUAAAUUGAUAAAAUUAAAAGUUGUCAAACGACAACCUUCUUCUUCACAUCCCAUAUCCCCCAUUGCUAGCAAAGAUGGUGUCUUUCAAUUGUGACGGCUGCGGUGAUGUUGUAAAGAAACCUAAACUUGACCAACAUUAUCAGCGUUGUUAUGCACCGGUGACCUGUCUGGAUUGUUCAACACAAUUUGGCUCCCCAUUCGAAUGGAAAAAUCAUACGUCUUGCAUUAGUGAAGCACAAAAGUAUGAACGUAGUGUUUAUCGUGGACCAGUAAAGGGUAAAGGACAACCGAAUGGUCAACAGCAAAAGCCACAGCAGCAGCAGCAGCAGCGAAAUGGAGCAAAGGCAUCCUCCGGUCCAUCUGAUCAACCUGAAAAGAAAGAAGAAUCGAAAGCAUCUAAGCCGGAAAAGCGAAAGUCAAUAGGGCAGGAUAAAGAUGAGAAGAAGUCCAGCAAGAAAGACAAAAAGGCAAAGUCGGAUAACGCAGAGGAACCCGAGGUGAAGAAGGAGGUGUCGGGAGAAGGAGAAAAGAAAGAAAAGAAGUCUAAGGAUCAGAAGAAAGACAAGAAGGACAAGAAGAAAGAGGCAAAAGCCGACGAAGAUAAAGUCGACAAGAAAAAGAAGAAAGAGAAAUCCGAGGAAAAGCCAAGUCAAGCUGCUACCGAAGAGGUGAAGGCGGACGAAACACCUUUGAAGGAGCCCAAAUCCGACAAGAAGGGAAAGAAUGACAAGAAGAAGAAGCUAGACAAAGCUGGCACUGCCGAAGAUGACAAGAAGCGCAAGGAGAAGUCCAGUAGUCAGAAAAGGGACAAAUUUAAAAGCGUUGAGGAUGCAUCGAAGAAGAAGGAGAAAAAAGAAAAGAAAGCCAAGAAAGCAUCCAAAUCAACCGAAUAAAGCUUCUGCCACGCUCGCUGUACCGUAUUCCGCACAUUCUGUAUGUUAUACAAUUGAUGUCAUUUCCCAUAUCCUGUUCAUCUGGCCGGCUUAUUAGCUCUAUCUGGAAAGUGUUUAUUGAGAAUCUCUUGUGCUUUCUUCUUGCGA